UCUGUCUGUCAAUACAUAUAUUUUCAUACAUCAGCACUAUUACAAUCUAAUUGUACAAACACCAGUCCAAAAGCCCACAAUGGGCCACACAACAAAACCCAACUACUUAUAAUUAUCAAACGCUUUAUCAACGUUCAGAGAGUUUAAAGUGUCCUGCUCUUCCUAAUUUUCUACUAAUCACAUUAGCAUUGCAUCUUUGCAAUGCUAUAGACAAACAGCGACGCUAAUAGGUCUUGAAUUCGAACUCUCUGCUGUUCGUCCUGUUUGUCUGUCUGUCUGUCUGUCUAUCCAUCUGUUUACCCACACGUUCGUCUAGCCUUUUACUAUCCCAUUCAUACUCCACACUCCACACACCCAUCACCUCCAACAUGCAAAUCAGCAUGCCAUCUGUGUACCGCCUAGCCAAUCAGAAAAACAUAGCAACAACCUCCCACGAGACAUCUCACAAGCUACACCCAUACUUUGUACAUUUCCCAACAUCCUACCAGACCGACGCCCAAGAAGCACGCAAUCAGAGCAACAGGAUUCAAGCAGGACGUCCGGUGAGAGUGUGCGUCUGCAUUGACUCUUGCACAGAAUGGGUGACAAGAGAGAAGAUGGAAAGGUGUACCGUCCAGCAUUGGAAGAAAUUGCCAUGAGAAGGUUUCGGUUGCGUUACUGUACGGCGACGGAUACGUAUUAUAUGCAUGGGAAUGAGAGCGUUUGUCGUCAGCUUGCAGCCGUUGUGGGAGUGGAAGAGGGUGCUUGGAGUAUCGAUGGUGUGAAGAGAUUGAUGGAUGAGGCACAGAGUGAGACAUUCUUGACGUCUGCCAGAUCAGGUGUGAGUGUAUCAGUCUCUUGGAAGAUCGACCUCUCUGGUUGUGGUCUGGUGUUUGAGACUGUUAGAGUUUUAGCUUACGCUGGGGAACAGAACGGAGCUCAGAUUAUUUUUCAUCUGUCUGGUGACAAUGGACAGCGAUGUGCAAUACCACUGGGAAGUCAUGAAAACAUAUCAACCGAUGAACUAUUUGGUAGCCAAACUCUCACUCUGACUGCUUACUUAAGUGAAGGCCCCAGUGGACAGCGUCCGAGGCUUUUCCCAUGCUCACUUGAUGAUCAAGCCUUUUGCCCACUAGACAUCAAAGCAACAUUAAAAACUCAGCGUCGUGGCCAUGAUGUCCCAUACGUCGGAGAGCUUCUUGUCGGUCUACAAUUCGAGGAAACGCGCGACAGAGCUCGUUCAACAGGCCGGAGGACAUCCAUAGAUGUUGGUAUAAAGUCAGGUGCACUGAAGGUGCACAUUGUGCAGGGAGCAUCACUGGCACCACUCAAUAUGAUCAGCGAGAAAUCAGAUCCAUAUGUAAAGUGCUACUUGUUGCCUGACGCCGGCAAGACAACGAAAUGCAAAACGAGCGUAAUCAAGAAGGAACUUGAUCCAACCUACAACGAGCAGUUCUCGUUCGAAGGCACAGCAACCAGCGACCUCCAGCAAGGAGCCCUAGAAAUAUGGGUAAACGACUGGAAUUUAGCACUAAAGAACACGGUCAUAGGUGCAUGUCGUUUGAGUUCUGGAUUGGCAGUAAACAAAGGGAAAGAACGAGGAUUGACUAGCGAUGACGAGACGGCGAGAAAGGCUUCACAAUAGACGAUAUUUUCGUGGAUGGAUUCGACAGGAAGUGAGGUGGAACACUGGGAGAUGAUGUUGGAGAGAACCAACGAGUGGGUCUACAGUUGGCAUGUGCUAAGAGACGAGAUGGAGCCAGGAUAUAAAUAGGUUUCUAUUUUUAGAAUGAAGCUAAUUACGUGGCGGCUAAUGUGUGGGUUUAUUGAUUGUUGAAGUUAUGUUUUCUUUGUGGGCUUCAUCAUGUGGUGGAAGUUUGGUAGGAUUUUUGUUAGGAAAUCCAGUUGGAGAGUCUGUGCCUAGACAGGAAUCAAAGGGUUAAGCUAGUAAUUGAUAUGUCUGAUGCAAUGGGUUAUGUAUUGUGAGAUGCAUACCGCUAAUA
Molecule: messenger RNA, 1982 nt
Organism: Corticium candelabrum
Lineage: Eukaryota; Metazoa; Porifera; Homoscleromorpha; Homosclerophorida; Plakinidae
Exons: 8
Coding region: 578-1624 (348 amino acids)
Biological process (GO): exocytosis; glycoprotein catabolic process
Cellular component (GO): exocytic vesicle; cytoplasm; plasma membrane
Molecular function (GO): neurexin family protein binding
Source: RefSeq, a predicted model, not a curated record